AAAAUCACCACCAAGAAUGCCUUUGGUCUGCAUCUGAUUGAUUACAUGGCUGAUAUUCUCAAACAGAAGGACUCUGAGCUCACAAACUUCAAGGUGGCAGCUGGUACUUUGGAUGCCAGCACUAAGAUCUAUGCUGUGAGGGUAGAUGCUGUUCAUGCCGAUGCCUACAGGGUCCUGGGGGGUCUGGGGGCCGAGACCAAACCUGGAGAAGACCAGGGUUCAAAGGAUGAUGAAAACGACGGGGACGGUGAAGCGACCACCAAGCAGCCGAAGAAAAAGAGACCCCCGAAGAAAACUGUGGAGCAAAACCUGGGAAACAUCAACAGCGCCGAGUCUGAGAGGAAGUGUGAGGUGGACCCCAUGUUUCAGAGAAUGGCCGCCUCGUUCGAUGAGAGCAGCACGGCGGGCGUCUUCCUGUCCGUCCUCUUCUGUCAGAACAGUCGCUGCGAGCUGCUGUUUCCCUCCAACAUGACCCUGCUGCAGUCCACUCCCUCCUACUCUCCCCCCCGACCCCUGACCGUCCCUGCAUCCCCCUUCAUGGCUGGACUUCAGCGCUCCAAAGAGAAAACUUCCAUCUGCCCGUCGCUGCAGGACUUCUCCUUCACCAGCUGGGACCCUGAGCAGACGAAGAACCAGCUGCUGGAGAAGAUGCAGCAGGGCGACCACGUGUUCGAUGUGAACGCUGAGCCGGAGCCCGAGGAGGACGACGGACCCGACUUUGACGCCGACUACGACGAUGCCGACUGUGAGGAAAGAGGGAAGGAGUUCAAGGAGCGCUGCGAGGCGUCUGGAUCUGGCAGCGGGAGGGACGUUAUUCCCAUCGGAGAGGGAGACAUCGCCACCAUGUGUAUGCAGCUGUCCUCUCAGCCCAGAGAGUAUUCCUACUUCAGCCCCAGAACCAUGGCCGCCUGGGCCGGGCCCGGGUACUGGCAGUUCAAACCCAAACACAAGCUGGACCAUAUGCCCGACAAGGAGCCGCGUAAAAGGAAACCCAAGAAGACGGUGGAGAUCGACUUCAAUGAUGACGUCAACUUCGACGCGUUCUUCCGCACCACCAGAGCGGCCACCACCAUCAGUAAGUCUGCCCUCAGUGUGAGCAACAAGAAGACCACUCUGCCCGCAGACUUCCAGUUUCCCCCAGAGAGCCUGUCCCAGCUCAACCUCAAGCCCUCCAGCUCGUUGACUCAGGAGGGCCAGAAGAGGCUGUCAGGAGAGGUGGGAGAAGGAAUCGGAGAUUACGACUACAACAACGCCAACGACACGGCCAACUUCUGUCCAGGUCUCCAGGGUGGAGACAGUGAUGAUGACGCUGAAGGGUUUGCAGACGACCCUUCAGCAGAAAGCUUGCCCCCCCCCUCUCUGGAGGAAAUCACCACCUACGGGGAGCAGGAUUUGGUGCCGGAGCCGCAUCGGGUCAACAAGAUAGAGAUAAAUUACGCUAAAACGGCGAAGAAGAUGGACAUGAAGAGAUUGAAGAACGGCAUGUGGAGCCUCCUGACCGAGAGCCCCGACAAACCGUCGCAGGAGACGGAUGCUGUGGAGAAAACAGAAGUGUUUGGAGAGAAGGCUUUCAGUCAGACCACAAAGAUCCUGCUGCAGAGACUGCCGAACACCAUGGCUCAGAACCUCUCGGUGCCGCUGGCCUUCGUCGCUCUGCUCCACCUCGCCAACGAAAAGAAUUUGGAGCUGGUGAAGGUGGACGACAUGUCGGAUAUCAUCAUCAGACAAGGCCACUGAGGAGAAAUGAAUUAUGGGAAUAUGUUACCUCUUCCUUCUCUCCUUAACUCUUUACUGUGUUCUAUCUCUGUGGUUCUCGCUUGUUUAGUUUUUAUAAUAUUUGUAUUCAUCCUCCAGCAAAUAAAGUGUGAAAUUAAGAAAUCUUCCUCGUCCUUUGAAGAGAGUUUCCCAUGUAUAUUGUCAAAAGAAUAAAAACCUUUUUCUAAAAAAA
This is a messenger RNA of Trematomus bernacchii (emerald rockcod), 1948 nucleotides long. RefSeq names its product non-SMC condensin I complex, subunit H (gene ncaph). NCBI's taxonomy places the organism in Eukaryota, Metazoa, Chordata, Actinopteri, Perciformes, Nototheniidae. Gene Ontology annotation, cellular component: condensin complex. Gene Ontology annotation, biological process: mitotic chromosome condensation. Gene Ontology annotation, molecular function: chromatin binding. The record is from RefSeq and is a predicted model, not a curated record.